This is a messenger RNA of Dunckerocampus dactyliophorus (ringed pipefish), 3202 nucleotides long. It is a transcript of the gene dhx35, whose product is annotated as DEAH-box helicase 35. The record is from RefSeq and is a predicted model, not a curated record. The coding region runs from base 18 to 2117 and encodes 699 amino acids. Gene Ontology annotation, molecular function: ATP binding; RNA binding. Lineage: Eukaryota; Metazoa; Chordata; Actinopteri; Syngnathiformes; Syngnathidae. The transcript is spliced from 21 exons. Gene Ontology annotation, cellular component: intracellular anatomical structure; catalytic step 2 spliceosome.
UGGGACGUAAAUCCAAGAUGGCGGGUUCCCGUUCCACGAUGAAAUUUUGGAAGCCGGGGUCCGAUGCACCGGGGAUCUCCGAGGAGCGUGAACUCAACACGGAGACCAUCGGCUCCACCGCCGUCUUCAACCAGUACAUUGCACUCUCCAUAGAGAAGCAGAGACAGAAGCUCCCUGUUUUCAAGCACAGAAACAACAUCCUGUACUUGGUGGAAAACUUUCAGACCGUCAUCAUUGUUGGAGAAACCGGAUGUGGGAAGACGACACAGAUACCUCAGUACCUGCUGGAGGCCGGCUGGGCAGCAGAGGGGAGGGUGAUUGGAGUGACACAGCCUCGACGCGUGGCUGCUAUCUCUGUGGCCAGCCGUGUUGCAGAGGAAAGAGGUGCUCGGUUAGGACAUGAGGUGGGCUACACGAUCAGAUUUGAUGACUGCUCUGACCCUCAAGCCACCAGGAUCAAGUUCCUUACAGAUGGAAUGCUGGUGCGGGAGAUGAUGGCUGAUCCCCUUCUUAAAAAAUACAGUGUGUUGAUGCUUGAUGAGGCACAUGAGAGAACCCUGUACACUGACAUAGCCAUUGGUCUGCUAAAGAAGAUCCAGAAGAAACGUCGAGACCUGCGGCUGAUUGUGGCCUCUGCCACUCUGGAUGCCAAGAAAUUCCACGAGUUCUUCAACCUGAAUGAGUCUGGAGAUCCUAAUAAGGACACGUGUGGAAUUUUAACAGUGGAGGGACGCACCUUCCCAGUGGAUAUUUUCUACACUGUCAGUCCUGUACCUGACUAUGUCAAGGCCACAGUGGAGACGGUGAUGAAAAUACAUGAGACAGAAGAUAAUGGGGAUGUGCUGGUCUUCCUUACCGGACAGGAUGAAGUGGAGAAGGUGGUGUCGCUCCUGAAGGACCAAGCUAAGUCUAUGUCACGACAAGGCAUGAAGAAACACCUGAGAAUUUUGCCAAUGUAUUCUGGUUUACCUUACGCUGAGCAGAUGAAGGUCUUUGAGCGGGUGCCUGCUACAGUUCGCAAAGUGGUGGUGGCCACCAACAUAGCUGAGACAUCCAUUACCAUCAAUGGCAUUGUUUUUGUCAUCGACUGUGCUUUCGUCAAGCUACGUGCAUAUAACCCCAGUACUGCCAUUGAAUCACUGGUGGUGACACCCAUCUCCAAGGCUUCUGCCAGCCAGAGAGCUGGGAGAGCGGGCCGGAACCGACCAGGGAAAUGCUUUAGACUCUAUACAGAGGAGGACUUUGAGAAGCUGCCUCUCUCUACUGUUCCAGAAAUGCAGCGCACUAAUUUGGCCCCAGUCAUCUUGCAGCUCAAAGCUUUAGGCAUUGACAACGUCCUGCGAUUCAGCUUCCUUUCGCCUCCUCCAGCUCAGACCAUGGUUCAGGCCCUAGAACUUCUUUAUGCUCUGGGAGGCCUGGAUAAUUAUGGACGCUUGACCGAUCCUAUGGGCAUUCGGAUGGCAGAGUUCCCUCUGAGCCCCAUGUUUGCCAAGAUGCUGCUAGAGUCAGGAAACUUUGGCUGCUCCAAAGAGAUUGUCACCAUUGCUGCAAUGAUGCAGAUUCAGAAUAUAUUUGUUGUGCCACCCAAUCAGAAGAAAGUUGCUGCCCGUCAGCACAGGAAAUUUGCUGUUGCUGAGGGCGACCACCUCACCAUGCUGAAUGUAUAUGAAGCUUACCUUAAGCACCAGAAGAGCUCCCAGUGGUGUCAGCAGCAUUAUCUCAAUUACAAAGGUCUGCAGCGAGCCGUGACAGUACGAGAGCAGCUGCGGCGUCUCAUGACCAAGUUCAAGGUGGUGUGGACUUCCAGUGAAGGUGAUCCUGAUGUGAUUUUGAGGUGCAUUGUGUCUGGAUUUUUUUCCAAUGCAGCGCGCAUUCACCACUCUGGUUCAUACAGAACUUUACGAGACGAUCGUGAACUUCACAUUCACCCCACCUCUGUACUAUAUGGAGAAAAACCCCCAAAAUGGGUUGUCUUCAACGAAGUGGUGCAGACGAGCAAGUACUUCAUGCGAGAUGUGACUGCUGUGGAGUCAUCUUGGCUGGUGGAACUGGCGCCUCACUUUUACAAGCAGGCUAAACAUGGUUCACUUGGCAGCAAGCGAUCCCGUGUCCUCUAAAUCUGUUUGUCAAGUGAGGAAGACUCCCUCUCUGUGCCAUUAUGUAGAUAAAGAUGUAAUAUUUAUUAAUCACGUCCACAUGCACACCUGUGACCACGCUUGACAUCACUUGCUUUUUGAUAGUGAUCUACUUGUACUUUGUUAGAUCUGCUGAUGAAUGUGAGAAGUGUGGCGCUAUGUGCUUUGUUUGUACUUGUACAUAGUCAGAGAAGGCUCUGGUCCAGGAAUGGUUGCAGUCAUACCUGGUUCUAGGCUUGGUUAUUUUUUUAAAAGCUCUAUCCUUUUGCUGGAUGAUACAUUCUGGAAAAUAAUGGCACAUGAGACUUUUUCCUAUUAAUUUGCCCCCUCAUAACCUAGGUGCCUUUAGCAAUGUAACUGUUAACUUGAUCUUUUUUUUAAUUUUAUUUCUUAAAUUGGGCUCAUGAGGACACUGUGAAAAGACUUCCAUACCUUUUUAGAGAAGUCCGACCUUACGUCCAGAUUGUGUAGCCUUCUUACCAAUCCUUGCCAAUUUACUUUCAUCCGAUCAUGUCUCAUUUCAUUUGCCAAGGGACUGUGAAUAAUACACAAGUGUUGCACAUGGAAAGCUGUGAUAACCAAAUUAGUGCUGCUUGUCAAAACAAUGAUGUUAAAGUGCACUCAGAUGUAGCCUAAAGCCUCAAAAGAACUAGCAUUUAGCUAUCCCUUGCAUUUUUGUCAUUUUAAAUGUGUUACAGAGCUGUACCUUUUGGUGCCCUAUUACAUCUAGCAUAUGAAUACAAUAGUUCCUCAAUAACGUGAUCUCCAUCACUUGUGGCUACUCAAAAUGUUUCUCCGUUUUCAUUAGUAUUAGCAAGCAGUAUCUUACAGUUUUUUUAUUCUAUUACUAGAAUUGCUGUUGAGGCAGGAUAUUCAGAACUUUAGGCAGACUUGCAUGAUUUGUAGUAAAACUACUGUACUGUAGAUUCUUUAAAUCUAAUCAGUGCACAGAAGCACAACAUACAGAUGCUGGGCAAAUCCACUCUUGCAUGUGUAAUGAUGUAAUUAUUACAUCCAUAACUAUCACCUGUCAUUUCUUCCUCUCAACACCAAAUAAAUGCUCAACA